UCAAAUUGCAUUGCCAUUUGAAUUGUGCUACAUAUAUGCUUCCAUAUGUUACGUACUUUUCUUGGAAUUGGUUCCGAUCGCAGAUUGAAUAACAUGUUAGAAUAAGAGUGUUCACCUUUUUGCAUCGAAAUGGAAGAAAUUAGCAUUUGCUUGAAUGUCUGGUCUUCAACUUAUUAAAAACACAACACAACACUUCCAGAGAAGACACAUUCAACAUAUUGACCUAGAAACGUAGAAGGUACCUUGAAGCAGCCUAGUGUCGCGUGGUGAGGACUGAAUGGGUUGAAUUCAUAUAAAAUGCAUGUGCUGGGGUAGCAUGCUGGCUUCAAAAAGUUGCAUACUGAUUAGGACGUCCUUAUUGUGUGUGUGUGUGUGUGUGUGUGUGUGUGUGUGUGUGUGUGUGUGUGUGUGUGUGUGUGUGUGUGCGUGCGUGCGUGCGUGUGUGUGUGGGUGUUUCAUAAAAAUGAACAAUUAUAUUGUCAGACUGAUUUAAUAAAUGCCAGUAGAAACAUGUUGUUGCAAGUUGCCGUUAUUAUACUGUUGAUUAACCUUUCAAUAUUUCAAAUAUUUGCAAUUUGAAAUAACUUUCUUGCUAACGUGUGGCAGGGCUUCAAUCAAAUGCAGUUCUCGUCAUAUUUGGUUUGAAUAUUCUAUUUUCUAAAGCAACGUUUACAUUAAGUGUUUAACACAUGAGGCACUUCAAUAAAAUAUAAUAAUGUAUAUCAUUAAAGACACAGUAAUUGUUACCUGAUAAAGAAUCAACUUGAUGUAACGUUGAUCAGUAUGGACUAUCAUGUGUCAAGAUUUAAAUGGAACAUGAACAAACAUUUCAAAUGAAAAGGGCCAGGUUUCGCCUGCUGUGUUAUUUGUGUGCUCAUGGUGUCACUGUGCACCAAUGAAACCAAUCACUUUCUGACAUCAACCAGCAAAGUGGGACUACGACGUGUUAUCAGUACAACAGAAUGUAGUAUAUUGCAGAGGCAACCGCGUCGUGUUUGCUCUUUGGCUUAUGGAAAUAUACCUUGUACGUUUUGAUAUUAUAUUUUUUACGGAAAAGGGACGUUUUACGAUGGGAAUUAACGCUUUCCUGAAAAUGUCUUUCAAGGGGUUCAUUGUUCCCUGGUUUGUCCUUUUCUGCGCGUUUCUGCAAUACACAAAUGGCGACUUGGUUUAUUCUGUUCAGGAGGAGAUUAAACUGGGAUCUGUUAUUGGAAAUAUAGCGAAGGAUCUUGGUCUUGAUGUUGGCAGGCUGUCGACUCGCAAAGCUCGUAUUGAAACCGAAGGAAACGACAAAAGAUGCUGCGAUGUAAAUCUACGGAGCGGAGAUUUGGUUGUGGCGGAGAGAAUGGACAGAGAGAAAAUAUGCGCGGCGAAGCCUUUGUGUGUAAUUAAAUUUGAGCUUCUUUUGGAAGCUCCGUUGGAAUUGCAUCGUAUAACACUGCAGAUCCAAGACGUGAACGACAACGGACCCACAUUUCCAAAGGAAAAAAUCAAACUGGAUAUUAGAGAAUCGGCUGUAAAAGGAGCGAGGUAUCGUGUAAAUGCGGCCCACGAUGCAGACAUAGGCCAGAACGCUGUUCAAAGCUAUGUUCUUCAACCAAAUAGCAAUUUCAUCUUGAAUAUUCAAACAACAAGUUCUGGUAUUAAAUAUGGCGAACUGGUUUUGGACAAGGAGUUAGACAGAGAGGAACAGAAGGAAAUGCAAUUAUUGUUAACGGCCCUGGACGGUGGUUCUCCUCAGAGAUCAGGUAUUAUAACCAUAGAUGUCACUGUGUUGGAUGCUAAUGAUAACGCCCCAGUGUUUAAUCAGGCCGUGUAUGAGGCCAGUCUGCCUGAAAAUUCUCCGUUGAAAACCCACGUGAUCACUGUUAGCGCUACUGACGCAGACGAGGGCGUAAACGGAGAAGUAACAUAUGAAUUUAGUCAGAUAUCUGAUGAUUCACGGAAAUUAUUCUCACUUGAUCAUUCAACGGGGGAGAUUACUGUAAUAGGUGACGUUGACUUUGAGGAAGAAAACAAAUAUGAAAUGUUUGUGGAGGCCAAAGAUGGAUAUGGCCUUUCUUCAGAUGCAAAAGUUAUCAUAAGUCUAACCGAUGCUAAUGACAACGCCCCAUUUAUCACUUUAAAGUCGUUAACCAAUCCCGUACCGGAGAAUGUGUCACCUGGUACAGAAGUAGGCAUUAUUAACGUACAAGAUAGGGACUCUGAACAAAACCGACAGGUCUACUGCUUUAUUCAGCAAAAUGUCCCAUUUAAACUUAUUCCUUCCAUCAAAAACUAUUACUCGUUGGUGACCACAGAAAAACUAGAUCGUGAAUUGAUUCCUGAUUAUAACAUCACAGUUACUGCCAGAGACGAGGGCUCUCCACCUCUCUCAUCCAUCAAAACGAUCCAAGUCGCUAUAGCGGACGUCAAUGACAACCCGCCUGUGUUUGAUGAACGGUCAUACAGCACAUAUGUGUCUGAGAACGUCAAAUCUGGUCACAUUUUAUGUUCAGUUUCUGCAAGAGACCCAGACUGGAGACAAAAUGGCACAGUAAUUUAUUCUAUUUUACCAAGUGCAGCUGAUGGUGCUCAGGCGUCAUCUUUUCUGUCUAUUAAUGGAGAAAAUGGGGACAUUCAAUCUUUGCGCUCUUUUGAUUAUGAACAAUUUAGGAGCUUCAAAGUAUAUGUAUUGGCAAGAGACAACGGCUCUCCUCCGCUCAGCAGCAACGUGACUGUGAGUGUCUUCAUAACUGAUGUAAACGACAACACUCCUCAGAUACUUUACCCCGCCCCAGAGGGAAACUCCUUCAUGACUGAACUGGUACCCAAAGCUGCACAAGGAGGUUCUCUGGUUUCCAAGGUGAUAGCAGUUGAUGGGGACUCUGGACAGAACGCCUGGCUGUCCUAUCAGAUCAUUAAGUCCACUGAUCCGGGACUUUUCAAAAUCGAUUUGCACAGUGGGGAGAUCAGGACGCAGAGAGACAUUUCUGAUUCCGACAACAUGAAACAGAACAUUGUAGUCGCUGUAAAGGAUAACGGACAGCCCUCCCUCUCUGCUACAUGUUCCAUGUUUUUACUGAUUUCUGAUAACUUGGCUGAAGUACCAGAGCUGAAGGACAUGGCUUAUGAAGACAGCAGUUCUAAAUUAACAUCUUAUCUGAUCAUCGCGCUGGUAUCUGUCUCCACCUUUUUCCUGACUUUCAUUAUUAUCAUUCUGGGAUUGAGGUUUUGUCGGAGAAGAAAGCCAAGACUGUUAUUUGAUGGAGCGGUUGCUAUUCCUAGCUCUUACCUCCCUCCAAACUACACAGAUGUGGACGGCACUGGAACUUUACGCAGCACAUAUAAUUAUGAUGCGUACUUAACCACUGGAUCUAGAACAAGUGACUUCAAAUUUGUUACGUCUUACAAUGACAACACACUGCCUGCAGACCAGACCCUGAGAAAAAAUCCAACAGACUUUGAAGAAGUGUUUGGAGACCUUGAUGUUUCUCCUGAGGUAGGCAUGUUGUACUAUUAUCGACUUUAUUAUUAACUAUGUAAUUGUUUC
Messenger RNA from Gadus morhua (Atlantic cod), 3532 nucleotides. Its product is annotated as protocadherin beta-15-like. Bases 1010 to 3517 code for a protein of 835 amino acids. Gene Ontology annotation, biological process: homophilic cell-cell adhesion. Gene Ontology annotation, molecular function: calcium ion binding. The transcript has a single exon. Gene Ontology annotation, cellular component: plasma membrane. Lineage: Eukaryota; Metazoa; Chordata; Actinopteri; Gadiformes; Gadidae. The record is from RefSeq and is a predicted model, not a curated record.